Molecule: messenger RNA, 1657 nt
Organism: Hyla sarda
Lineage: Eukaryota; Metazoa; Chordata; Amphibia; Anura; Hylidae
Exons: 2
Coding region: 50-892 (280 amino acids)
Source: RefSeq, a predicted model, not a curated record
AAACAAGCUCUGUUCUUCAUUCAGUUCCUAAUCACAACAGUUUACGGAUAUGUCUCACUCUUCUGAGGAUGAAGAUAACUCCUCUAUUUCUCUGUCCCCAUCAAGGUUCUCCGAGCAGGGUAGUACAAUGUCCCUGAGAUCAUGGACUAUCCCAAAGAUUACAGCAGAACUCCGUCGUCGGGGGAUUCCUUUUUCAGCCACAGCUAGGAAAGCUGAACUGUUUAGGUUACUCUGCUCCAAGAGCUCACCCUCCAGUGAGGACAAUGUUACUCUUGCCACUAUAAACAAUUCGCUAUUGCAACUCCAUGUUAUGUUAAACAGCUUGUUGGCUUCACUUAAUGAUGUUCAGCAUAGGUUAGAGGUGGUUGAGGCUCGCACAACCACUUCACCCAUUGCAGUAAGCUCUGGCAAGACCAGCAUUGUUCCGGGUAGUCAAGUUUGCAUAGGUUCUUCUAUAUCUACGCCAGUUUUAACUAAAGUCCAUUUCGUGCCAGAAUCUAUCAAGCAAGAUAUUCUGAAUGGAAAGGAAUUUAAUUUAGCGUCCUUAUUGAUAGACUAUCGUGAUGUCCUAGAAAAUGAGUGUUUUUCAUUUGGGGAGGUGUCUGUCAUUAUGAAGGCCAAAGACCCUAGACUUAACAGGAAGUUAAACAUUUCAGAAUUUGUGUUGGCUUUUAGUAUCUUUCGAGACGUGCUGUGCUCUGUUAAUCCGGGUAGGCGGGAAGAGCUUGAUCAAUAUCUGUAUACAGUAGUAGAUCUGGGUUACAAGUAUGGUGGAUUUAUGUUUUAUGAUCAUUUUCAGCGAAAGCCGCUGCCUCUUUGGCACAAUUCCAGCGGGUUAUCAAUUGGGCCCUAUUGGAUACAGAACUCUUCUGUUGGCACUUUGCAGGAUUAAGGGCCACAGUAUGCAAUACAUGCCAUUCAUCCUUACAUACUACUAAUUGGUGUCCUAAUGCCAAUCAGAAUGCCAUUCCUGGUACUUCUAAUGCCCUCUCUAGUACACACACUGCCAGCACACAAUCUCCUCCUGGGGUGGACAAGUUAGGGAGGCCCAUUCACUACCUCGGUAAAGUGCAGAUUUGUAACAAUUACAAUGUUUUGUCCUGCAAAUAUAGCCAAUGCCGGUUAUUACAUAUAUGCAUAUCAUGUUUCAAAGCACACCCCAAGGUCCAAUGCCCCAAAACAAUUGGUUCUGGCUUAUGAUUAGGCGGGAUCUUACAGAUUUCCUGUAAUGGGUUUGCUUUUGGGAUUCACAGUGGGUUCAUUACACUUUUCCAAGAUACUUUUGAAUGCAGGAAUCUGUCUGCUGCAAAGUUUGUUAUAGGCCCCUUUAGGUAAUCACUAUUUCUAAGGUGGAGGGUCAAUCCCAGUGGGUGUGUGUAAAAUUCUUAAAUAAAUAUCAGUUAAUUUACAAUUUGUAUGUUUCACAUUCCUCACACGUUUCCAGUCUUAAAUAAUUGAGUUCUCGUUGACGUACACAUCUGUAGAUGAAGCCAUGCAGAGAAUCCUUACACUAGAUCCAGGCACAUGGCUGUCCAAAACUGACAUAUCAUCUGAUAAUUUUAAACUCCUGCCUAUCCAUCAUUGUAGCUGUGGCACAGAAUUAAGUGGGAAAGGAAUUGUUGUUUUGUGAUUAGGUUAACUUUUACAAUAAAGACAA